AAAGAACUUGAAAAAUAUUUUUGAAAAAUUAGAGAAAAAAGUUAAAUGAAAACCAAAAGUUCAAGCAUGAAAAUCCAACAGAGAAUCUGACAAAAACAGACAGAAGUUCAUCUGAAAUUUCUCCCCAACGUUUCUGUUUUGCUUGUGGUUUUGAAACCGAUUCAAACUCCUCGGUUCCGCCCUCUUUACCAACGUCAGCCGGCUGACAUCAAAGGCUUUCGAGUGUUUUGUGCGCGAAGUGAAACAUUUGAAAGGAAGCGCGCCUUUCUUCCUGCAGACAUGGCAGAGCCUCUGGUUCCCGUGAGCGUCAACGUCCUGACAUGUCGAAUCUGCAGCCAGCUGCUCAGGAAUCCUGCCACCAUUCCCUGCGGACACAACUUCUGCCUGCAGUGCAUCGAGUACUUCUGGGAGCAGGGGGCGAGCUGCAGCUGUCCCGAAUGUGGACAGACCUUUCCAUCCAAACCUCGGCUGACCAGGAACUCCACUCUGGCUGAGGUGCUGAGAGGAACGGAGGACCGACAGAGCAGGAAGAGGAGAAGUUCAGCGUCCCCGAGGGUGCAGAAGAUGCUCCGCGGUGAGGAACCGUCCGAGGACUCUCUGUGUUUGCUUCACAACGGCAGCCUGGACGUGUUCUGCUACACGGACGAGCAGAUCCUGUGUUCUCUCUGCGCCAUAGCUGAACACGCAGGACACAAACUGGGGUGGGUGAAAGAGGAGCGGAAGAGGAAGCAGGAGGAGCUGAUGACCCUGCAGAAGAACCUCCAGCAGAUCCUGCAGGACGGAGAGAAGAAGAAGCAAAAGAUGUGCCGCAUGUUUGACCAGAUCAAGGACGAGGCCGCACAGACAGAGGAGUACAGCGAGGGCGCCAUGGUCCGAGUCAUCGACGGCUUCCAGACCCGCUACCUGUCGCUGAGGGAGACGAUUGCCGCUCAGGCGGAGACGGCGGCGUCCCGGGUCCACAGCUGUCUCCAAACGCUGGAGGUGGAGAUGGAUGCGGUGAGGAGGAGACGGGCGGAGCUGGAUCGUCUGGCUCAGAGCGGCAGCGACAGAGUCUUCAUGCAGAAAUGGGCGUCUGUUCAGCGCCUGAGCAGGACAGAGCGUCUGACCUGCGAGGAGGACGCAGAAAAUCCACUCGUCUCCUUUGAGGCCAUGAGGAGAGCCGUACAACAGACUGUGAAGAAGAUCCAGGAAUUCAGCGACAGAGAAUUCGCCUCCAUCUUUAGUGAAGGUACGAGUCUGGGUAAAGGAGCUCCUGGGAUCACACAAACCCCUCAACCCCAAUCCCGAGAGGAGCUUCUGCGAUAUGCGUGUGAACUUUCUCUGGACCCAGCAACAGCUCACCGAGACCUGCAUGUCAGUGGAGGAGACAAAGAGGUGACGUCGGGCUCAGAGAAACCCAAAGGUCCAGCGAGCUGUGACCCGCAGAGGUUCGCCCGGCGCCGGCAGGUUCUGUGCCGGGAGGGCCUGCAGGCGGAGCAGUGCUACUAUGAGGUGGAGGUAAAGGGGGAGAAGGUGGAGAUCGCCCUCAGCUACAGGAGAAUCGACAGGAAGUCUUUCAGUAAACUGUCAGCUUUUGGAGCAAACGACUUCUCCUGGAGUCUGGAUCGCUCCAGCACCUACUCUGUUAGCCACGCCUCCCAGAGCGUCCAGCUCACAGCUCCGCCCUCACACUGCCGGAUCGGGGUUCACCUGAAGUUCAGGGAGGGAGCUCUGCUCUUCUAUGAGGUGCAGGACAGCAUGAAGCUGCUCUAUAAGGUGGAGGCCACGUUCACAGAGCCGCUGUACGCUGGAUUCUGGCUGGGAGAGAAGUGUAGCAUAAAGAUCUGUGAUUUGAGUCUGAGCUAGAGAGGUCUGACGGACUGCAGGGAACAAACCGGAGCUUCACAAAACACACUUUGUGUUGGUCUACAGGCAGACUACACAAACAGCUCUUUUUCCAGCAUCCCAAUAACAAAUCGGCAAGGAAACACAAACUAGGACAUUUGCAUUACCUGCGAUAAUGCUGGUGUGAAUGCUUCCUGCUGAAGAUGCUGAAGCAGUUCACUUUAAUUAAUCAAUAAUGUCCUAAAAGUGCUGAACGUUUUGAUACCAAACAUGCAUAAUUUGCAGAAAGUGCGCAAAAAAAUUCUACGAAUUUCUUGAAAAAUCGCAAAAAUUGCGAAAAAUGUUAAAAGUUGGAAUGCUGUAGCCACAAGUAUGAAUGUAUUGAUCAUGCUGAAUGUUUUGACACCAAACUUUAUUAAUUUGAAGAAUUUCUUGAAAAAUUGCAGAAAAUGUAAAAAAUCGUCAAAUAUACGAAUACCAAAAGGACAGGCAUGAAUGUCCUGAAUGUGCAGAAUGUUUUGAUACCAAAUUUGUUUAAUUUGAAGAACUUCUUGAAAAAUGUUAAAAAUUUAGAAAAAUUGUAAAAUGUGUAUAAAUAACAAGAGCACUAGCGUGAAUAUCCUGAUUGAGCUGAACAUUUUGAUACCAAACUCCCAUAAUGUUCAGAAAGUGCAGAAAGAAUUUGAAGAAUUUGUUGGAAAAAUCCCAAAAUACAUUUUUAAAUGCGUAAAAGGUAUGAAUAUCAAAAGUACAGGCACGAAUUUCCUGAAUGUGCUGAACGUUUUGAUAACAAACUUACUAGAUUUUAGAAGAAAUUCUUGAAAAGUCGCAUAAAUUGAAGAAAAUUUCAAAAAUCGUCAAAUAAAUAAAUUCCAAAAGUACAAGCAUGAAUGUCUGAAUUAGCUGAACGUUUUGAUACCAAACUUGUAUAAUUUGAAUAACUUUUUGAAAAAAUCUUAAAAAUGGCAAAAAAUCUUAAAAUGUAUAAAUACUAAGAGUACUAGCAUGAGUGUCCUGAUUGAGCUGAACGUUUUGACACCAAACUGCCAUAAUGUUCAGAAAGUGCAGAAAGAAUUUUUAAAAAAUUCGUGAAAAAUCCCCAAAAUUGCAAAAUAAACGUUUAAUCGUGUGAAAGCUAUGAAUACCAAAAUACAAGCAUAAAUGUCCUGAUUGUGCUGAACGUUUUGAUCCCAAAUUUGUAUAAUUUGAAUAACUUUUUGAAAAAAUCUUAAAAAUGGCAAAAAAUCUUAAAAUGUAUAAAUACUAAGAGUACUAGCAUGAGUGUCCUGAUUGAGCUGAACGUUUUGACACCAAACUGCCAUAAUGUGUGCAGAAAGAAUUGAAAAAAAAAAUUCUUGAAAAAUCCCCAAAAUUGCAAAAUAAAUGUUUGAUCGUGUGAAAGCUAUGAAUACCAAAAUACAAACAUAAAUGUCCUGAUCGUGCUGAACGUUUUGAUACCAAACUUGCAUCAUUUGAAGAACUUCUUGAACUACUUAAAAUCGCAAAAAUUGCAAAAAAUCUUAAAAUGCGUUAAAAAGUAUGAAAACCAAAAGUACAAGCAGGAAUAUCCUGAUUUAAUUCAAUUCAAUUCAAUUUUAUUUAUAUAGCCCAAAAUCACAAAGAGAUUUGCCUCAUUGGGCUGAAUGACUUGAUACCAAACUUGCAGAAUUUGCACAAAGAUUUUGGAGAAUUUCUUAAAAAGAUCACAAAAAUUCAAAAAAAUGUAUGGAUACCAAAAGUAUAAGCAUGAACGUUUUUAUACCAAGAAUGCAUAAGUUACAGAAGUGGACAAAGUUUUAGAAGGAUUUGAAGAAUUUUUAAAUUCAUUUUCAGUGGGGCUUAAAAAAUCGCACAAUCUUAAAAUGCGUAAAAACUAUGAAUACCAAAAGCAAAAGGGAGAAUGUCCUGAACGUGCUGAACAUUUUCAAACCAAACUUGCAUAAUUUGCAGAAAGCGUGAUUGAGUUUUUACGUGUCAAAAAAUGUAUGGAAGAAAAACUUACUGAUAAUAACUAAAUAUUCAGCAUUACCUGCAAUAAUGCAAGUGUGAAUGAUGUAAGCUGAAUGUGAAGAUACCAGAGCUGAUGGCUAAACGGCCUCAAGCUAACAGCUGCAACCAUUAAAGCUGAAAGCUCGCCAAAGUAUUAGCUAGAUCCCAAAUUGGCCACAAAAAUAAAUAAAUAAAUAAAUAAAAGCGGCAAAAUGUUUUGUCGAAACAUCUAGCAUAUUGCUAAAAUAUUAGCUAAACUCCAAAUUAGCCUAAAAAAAUGAAAAAA
Messenger RNA from Oryzias melastigma (Indian medaka), 4099 nucleotides. RefSeq names its product tripartite motif-containing protein 16-like protein. NCBI's taxonomy places the organism in Eukaryota, Metazoa, Chordata, Actinopteri, Beloniformes, Adrianichthyidae. Gene Ontology annotation, molecular function: protein binding; zinc ion binding. The transcript has 6 exons. The record is from RefSeq and is a predicted model, not a curated record. Bases 280 to 1845 code for a protein of 521 amino acids.